AUGCCAAAUUGCACCCAAAAGCUGCGUCAUCACAUCGAGGUCCUUCUCCGCCGUGAUGCUGCCAAACGUUCGCAGGCCGUGGAAGAACGUGCUCUGCGUCGUCGAGUGGAUGAUUAUUAUCUGCCAAUGUUCCGCUGGACGACGGAAGUUGUGGAAGCAGUGCAGAAAAAGAAAGGUGGCAUUAAACGCUGCGUCUGCAUUGGUCUGAGCUGCCCACAGGGCGGAGGAAAGACCACGACUUCCAUGUACAUGCAAAGUGCACUGUCUCUCAUGGGAAAGAAAUGCGCCGUCAUGUCGUUGGAUGACGUGUACUGGAAAUACGAACAACAAAUGGCCCUCGCGAAAGCUAACCCAGACAACCCGCUGCUUCAGUAUCGCGGCAAUCCUGGUACGAUAGACGUAGCUUUUCUGAUGACGUUGAUUCAGCAGUGUAAAACCUCCACUGGAGAGAUUGUACUGCCUCGCUACGACAAAUCAAAGCACAACGGCCGUGGCGACCGUGCUCCUCUGUCUGAGUGGGAUCGCAAACAAGGGCCGUUAGAUGUGCUGCUUCUCGAAGGCUGGUGCAUGGGAUUCCAAGCGAUUGACGAUUCGUGCUCCAAACUGAGUGAGCACAUGAAGGUCGUGAACAUGGAGCUGCGCGUCUUUGACAAAAUCUACAAGGAACUAGACGGCCUCAUUCUUAUCAAGAUUGACGACUUGGACUGGAUCUACGAAUGGCGCGAGCAGCCUGAGCAGCUACUGCGGGAAGCCAAUAAACCAGCCAUGACACCCAAUGAAGUGCGCGACUUUGUCGAUCGUUUCAUGCCAGCAUACAAAACAUACCUCAAGAAGCUGUACACCGAUCCAAAGCACUCUUCAUCUUAUUUAGCCACAAUUCCGCGCCUCGUGCUUUCCAUCACGGCGGAUCGGGAACCUGCGGCAACGCCCGUGGAGUUCAACUUUACAUCCGAAGCGCUGAAGGAUUAG
Messenger RNA from Peronospora farinosa, 969 nucleotides. The record is from the annotation of a GenBank genome assembly. Lineage: Eukaryota; Oomycota; Peronosporomycetes; Peronosporales; Peronosporaceae.